This is a messenger RNA of Nothobranchius furzeri (turquoise killifish), 7666 nucleotides long. RefSeq names its product zinc finger protein 292a (gene znf292a). The record is from RefSeq and is a predicted model, not a curated record. Gene Ontology annotation, cellular component: nucleus. Gene Ontology annotation, biological process: regulation of transcription by RNA polymerase II. Lineage: Eukaryota; Metazoa; Chordata; Actinopteri; Cyprinodontiformes; Nothobranchiidae. Gene Ontology annotation, molecular function: DNA-binding transcription factor activity, RNA polymerase II-specific; DNA binding.
CAGUCUGGCAGCGUAACAUCUGUGCGUACGCGGUCGUGAUUGUUGUGAAGAUGGCGGAGGGGGAGACAGAGAAGGAAUAUGAUACACGGAAAGCUAUCGAGGAGCUCCAAGAGCGGUUCCAGGCUUUGACCACGGCUUUAAGAGAGAGUUCGCAGUCUUCGUCGGAGGCUUCCCUGCAUUUCUGCCAGGAAUUCUGCCAGGUCUUGGUGGAACAUGCAGGCCGUUGGAAAACAGACGAGGACCCGCUGCCUCUCCUGGAGGUUUACACAGUGGCCAUCCUCAGCUUCGCGAAGGCUGCUUCCUGUCUCUCCUCCGAAUGUGAAAACGUGCCACUCCUACUUGAAAAGUUAGCGUUGAGCUGUGCGGAGCUGCUGCUUUCAGUGCCCCAGCAUGUCCCUGGUGCCUUAUGGAAGGAGUUUCAGUCCUCCAUGAAGUUGGCACACGGCCUUUUGCAAGAAAGUGGGAGCACGCAGCUCCGGCUGCUCUCAGUUCUGGCACAGCAGGACGGCGUCUGGGCCAACAGCACAUUAAGCAGCAUCCUGUCCAAUCAAAUUCCUCCAACCGAACAAGUGCACGAGUAUCUUGAAUCAGAGGGUCCCACACUUGUCAACAUGCGAAUAAAGCACCUUAUCAAGGUCGACAGUAUCGAUAAAGCGGCUGUCCUCGCGAAGAUGUGCUCAGAGUUUCCGGGGUAUGAAGGAAAAGGGAACUUCAAACCGACCUACUUGCUUUGCAUCUGCAUGACAAAAAGCCAAGAGCAACUGAUGGAAGAAAUCUCGCCGGUAGACUGUAAGGACGCUCUUGAAAUGAUCUGCAACCUGGAGUCGGAGGGGGACGAGAAAGGAGCUCUGUGCUUGUGCACGGCCUUCCUUAAGCGGCAGCUGAUCCAGGGAGACGUUUACUGUGCUUGGGAACUCACUUUGUUCUGGAGUAAACUGCUGAUGCGGUUAGAGGCUUCAGCUGAUUCCUUUCUCAGCCACAGCAAAGAGAUGGCUCUCCUCUGCAGAAACGUCUGCCACAUCCUGUUUCUCAUCAAAGUAAUCCAAAACGAGGUUGAAGAGGUGGGGCUUCCAGUAUGUGUAGAAAUGUGCAUUCAAGCUCUGAAAAUGACCUCCACUGAUCAUAAAGACAGCAAAUCUACCAUCUGCAAGACUAUUUCCUGCAUCUUGCCAACUGAUCUCGAGGUUAAACGUGCAUGCCAGUUGACAGAAUUCCUCCUGCAGCCUACCGUUGACUCAUACUAUGCUGUGGAGUCACUGUACAAUGAACCCGACCAAAAGCCAGAGGAAGACGGGAGUCUGCCAGUGCCCAAUUCUUUACGCUGUGAGUUACUGCUGGCCUUGAAGACACAGUGGCCUUUUGAUCCAGAGUUCUGGGACUGGAAAACGUUGAAACGCAACUGCUUAGCUUUGAUGGGUGAUGAGGCAGCUAUAGUCUCAUCUAUUGACACACUCAAUGACCCAGAUGAUCACGACGUGGAGAGUGCACUUGGCAAGCUUCCUGAAUACAAAGAUCUAGAGGACUUCCUCUUAACCACUACAAAUGAACUCAAUGAAAUUACAGACGAAAAAGAAAAAAACAGAGAGGCCAAAAAACUCCGGGAGCAGGGGUUCGUGUCUGCUCGGUUCAGAAACUGGCGAGCCUACAUGCAGUAUUGUGUUUUGUGCGAUAAGGAGUUUUUAGGUCACAGAAUUGUUCGUCACGCUCAAAAGCAUUUCAAAGACGGGGUGUAUCUUUGUCCAAUUUGUGCUGACGGUUUUGAAAGUAGAGAGAUUUUGGAACCACAUGUAGCAUCACAUGUCAAGCAAUCAUGCAAAGAGAGACUGGCGGCAAUGAAAGCUGCGAGAAAAGUAACCAAACCAUACCAGUCCCCGAAAAGUCCGACGAAGUUCCCUAAGGUCACAGCAAAGACAAGCAUGAGUCCUCUUAAAUCCGAACCGCAAAUCAGUCAGGGUUUGGCACCCCCUGUUAAGAUAGAACAGACUACAUCCGACACUCAAAUGAGUCAGGACUGUUUCUGUCCUGUGAAAAACUGCACUAAGGCUUUCAAGUUUUUCCGUAACUUGAUGGCUCAUGUCAGAUCCCACAAGGAUGACGACGAGGCCAUGAGGUUUUUAGAGAUACAGAAACAGAAAGUGGUGUGUCAGUACUGCAGAAGGCAGUUUGUCAACGUCAGACACCUUAAUGAUCAUUUGCAGAUGCAUUGUGGCAGCAAACCAUACAUCUGCAUACAGCUCGAUUGCAAGGCCAACUUUAAUUCUAAUUCUGAGCUUCUCAUGCACAGAAAAACACACCCUGAAUUUAAAGCUCAGUGCAUGUUUCCAAACUGUGGCCAAGUCUUCAGUGAGGCCUACUUACUAUAUGACCAUGAGGCUCAGCAUUACCUGACCUAUACCUGCCAAACAGAUAACUGUGGCAAGAUAUUCUACUGUCAGUCUGAAUUUUUGGCUCACCAAGACCAACACAGACCAAACAAUGCAGUCAACAAUUUCAUCAUUCUGAACCAACCCCCUUCUGCCGCUGCAAAUGUACAACUGCCGCCUAACAGCACUCCAGUGAAGGAAGAGACCCAUUCUGCUAUUUCUAGCUUUGACAGAAGUAUUACAGCGGUUUGUACAAAAGAAACAGCAAUGGCAAACAUGUCACCAUGUAGAUCAGCUGAGGUUGCUAAAAAGCCUGUUAGCAAGAAAGUGAAGCACUCGAUUGAAAACAUGCUAGGUUCAAUGGCAGUUCAAGAGAUAAAGGAACCUGAGAAAUGCUACACUCCACUCACCAGUUCCACUCCAGCACCUGCUGAUGUGAAUCUACCACCAGACAUAUCACAUAUGCAUCAUAAUGUGACAAGCCAUGGGAAUAUAACUCCAGUGAAUCCUGUUCCUGCUGCAACAAAUCCAGUCGCAAGUCCACAGGAUCAUCUUUGUAAUGACGUACAAGGCAGCAAAUUUCCGAAGGUGCUACCACAAAUAAUGACUCCAAGUCAGAUCAAAACUGAAAUUCCUUCUUCGCUGCAGGGCUAUCCCUCCAGUUCACCCGCUGUUCCUGCAGAACGUGAAGAGAACUUGCACUGCUGCCCAAGUAAUGAAUGUUCUCGGGCGUACAGUACAAACAAAAGUCUGUCUAGGCAUGUGAAGAAGCAACAUCCAGAAAUUUUCGAAGACUGGAAAUUGGCUAAAAAAUAUAACAAAGUGGCUAAAAUCACAGCAAGAAGGGGGAACAGGCCCCCAAAUAAGCCAGGGGUUCUAUGCAACAAACCGGGCAUGCAGCAGAUGGAUUAUUCAGCAGGUUGCUCAGCGCCACCAGCUGAGUGUUUUCCUGGAUCCGUUGAGCCUGUACCUAUUACUCCAAUGGUCAAUCCAACAAUUUACCCAUCCUGGGUUUGCCAAAACAAUCCCAGUGUAAUAAUGCAACCAGACAUGUCUCAAUCCUGGUCUCCGUCGCCUAUGAAUAACUGCUAUCCUGAGACCUUUAAUAUGAAUGAGUACCCCCCUCGCAGCUACCCCCACUGGCAGGCUGACCCUUAUCAAUCCAACUUGCCUCACCCUUCUGACAGAGAUCAUUCAGUGGCAGCUAUGCACUACUCUUCUGUGUCACAUUCUACUUCAGAUUCAAGUUUGAUGUCCCAGUAUGUAUCCAGCUCACUAAUGCUUGAUAAUGGGGGGCAAUUGCAUAAUGGAGGACAUCAGUAUGGACUCAUGCAUUCUGACAGUACUGGGGAGAAUGCAGAUAUGAGGAAAAACAGUACAAGCAUGAUAGGACAUUUGGAUAAUGGAAACAGUAUCUCAACAAUUGACAGCCUUCCCGAUGGAAGUUACCACACUCCGUAUGCUCAGAGUGAAAACUCUUGUCUCACUCAGUCCUCAUCAGUUGAUAUUCCAAUAAAAAGUGUCAGCCCAGAGGCUAAAAGCUUAGAAAAAGGUAUAAAUGUAAUAGUAAAAUCGGAGAACCCAUCAACGCCUGGAUACGAACAGAUGGAAAACUCUGUGGAUGGCAUGCUCAGUCCGAACAGUGUCAUUCACUCAGAUUUUCCUUACGAUGAGGAUUGUCCUAAUGCUGACUGUCAGGCUAACAAUUCAGAUGACAAGACUGGCGAUGCCGAUGCCCAAAAAGGAAAACGCAGCAGGCUGAGCAAGCGAACCAAAUGGCCCGCAAUCAUUAAGGACGGGAAAGUUAUUUGCAGGAGGUGUUUCAGAGAGUUUACCAGCACCAAAUCUCUCGGAGGUCAUCUUUCAAAACGCUCACAGUGCAGACCUCUUGAUGAAAUUGACCUGACAGCAGACCUGCCGACGUCAUUUUUGGAUUUCCUUAAUGACCCCCAUGUUCCUGACACUAAUGGAUCAUUGUAUAAUUUGCCAAAUGGAGGAUUCUCUGAGGAACCAUGCAACUUGACCACGAUGAAUUCACCUCUGAUGUUGAAGAAGGAACCCCAGACCACAAACAUAAUGGACCAUUCAAAACCCUUCUCAGCUGGCCCUGAAGACCAGCAAGAAAAAACACCCGAGCUGGCUAGCCCUCCAGUUGCUGGAUGUUAUCGGGAGAGUAACCUGAUGGAAGUAUCACAUGGAUUUCAAAAGAUGGAUUUGAUUGAGGCUGCGCAAGCAGCACAGGAGAAAAUUCAAAAUGUCUUGGCCUUGGAGCAAAAUUCUACUCAAAGCAAGAAAACCCCUGAAAUAGAGAAAGGUAAAACACCAAGUAAACGUGAUGGGAAGCCUACUGAGAAGAUACCUAAACCGUUUAAGUGUGACCAGAAUGACUGUGAGUACUCAUUCAUGACGAAGGAGGCUUUAUUCAAACACUUGUGCAAAAUGCAUGAUUAUACCAGCGAAAUGAUCGAAGAGCUCAAAAGAACCCCAUCCAAACUGGCUCCAUAUCCAUGUCAGAUUUGCUCAAAAACGUUCACAAGAACAACGGGGUUGAGAAUUCAUUAUGAAAAAGUUCACCGUCUGUCAAAGUCAGAAAUGCAGAAGUUAAGAAUCAAUGCUCGAAGUCGGCGUGCAUUCAGACUUAAAGAUGGUUCUGUUAAAAAUAAUCGCCCAAGCACUGAACCCAGCACCAGUUGCACCAAAAAGUCUGCAUCUGUGAUCCCUAUUUUAAAACAGGAACCACUUGACAUUGCAAUUGCACCUCAGCCGGUUAUUGAAAGCAACCCAAAUCUCCCUGACAUCCCUUCAGGAGAGGCUGUAAAACGGAUCUCGACACCAGAGAUGUCAACUGUUACACGUCUACCGUCUCCACAAAACUAUCUGGCUGAAAGGAUGCAUGAAGACGUGGCACCUCCUGCCCUUGAAAGGCCUCCAGAGCAACCUAAGGUAUCUGUCACAGACAGGAGCCCAGAGGUGAAAGUGAAAGUCAGUGUGAAAGAAAAAUUGAGUCCUUUAGCCAAAAUAAAGGUGCAGCAAGAAAAUUCUGAUAUGUCACAGAUUAAAGUAAAAGAACCAAAGCCCUCCGCAAUGUCUGCUUCGUCUUCUACAGCUUCUGCAUCAUCCUCCCCAGAGAAACCAAGCAGCUCUAAAAGCACACCAACAAAGGAGGAGAGAAAAGAAAAAAAUCAAAAAAGGCUGAGUUUAAAAAUGUGCGACACAGACAAUGCCUACAGCCCGUAUAGACCUUAUCGCUGUGUUCAUGAAGGAUGCACUGCAGCUUUCACCAUCCAGCAAAACUUGAUUCUCCAUUAUAGAGCCAUGCAUCAGGCAUCGCUGCCCUCAAGCAAAAUCGAAUCCGAGACAGAAAAGGUCGCUGUUGUUGAUAGACAGGAGAGCAUUGAGUGCAUAGGAAAAGAUGACGAGGUCAGGUGUCAGGUAAGAAAUUGUUCCAGGGUGUUCAUGGGUAUCACAAGGUUAGUGCAGCAUUACCUCUUACUUCACAAGUUCACCUGCGACAAAGCCACUGCCAUGAUGGCCAGUAUGACCCUAGGAACGUUUAACUGUGACCGCCCAGAAUGUGCUCUUCCUUUCAACUCCGUGGAGAAGUACAUUGAGCACAUUAAGAAUUUCCACAAAGAGAUUGCUGUGUCUGACAGAGGAUCAGUUGAUCCAACCUUCCGGUGCCAGUAUGAUGGAUGUGACCGUGUGUACACUACAAAAUCAAACCUCCUUCGCCACCUGAUCAAAAAGCAUGAUUAUAUUUAUGAUCCCAAAGCGAGCGACGGAAGACGAACUAAAUCAAUCGGGCUCUUUCCAGGGAUUAAUAACGGGAAGGAGAAUGUAGACAAUAAAUUCAAAAUGAAAAAGAAAAACACUAAAAAGAAAGACGGGAAAUCCAUUGAACACUGGACUAGUUUUGGCAAGCCUACACUAAAAACCCACGAAGAGGCAUCAGCCAUGUGCACCAAGAAGUCCCCCCUGCAGUAUCCGUGCAUGAUCAUCGGCUGCGACGCAGUAGAGCGGGCUGAAAGAAACAUAUUCAAGCAUUACACAACUCAUGGCCUCACAGAAAGAUACAUAGAAGAUCAGAGAAGUCAGUUCAUUUUCUGCAAAAAGUAUUCACGCUCCAGAUUCAAAGAUGCAAACAAAUUAGAAGGAGCAGAAAGUUCUUCUUCUGAAGAGACGGAGCUUGAGGAAAGCGUGAAGCCUAUUGAGGGGAAAACGGAGGAGACUUUGGUGGUGGAACAAGAAAAAGUCGAAGAGAAAGUCGAAGAGAAGGAGGACGCCAAGCUGUCCAACGAUGAUAGCGCAGAAUCUCAAGCUUCCAAUGGCACAGGAGUCGGACCUAAAAGGGGGCGUCCUAGAAAACCUUCACAGCCUACACCAGCAUGUCCAGAAAGGAUGCAGACCCUUAGAAACCGCUUGACUGUUAACAGUUCCGGAGAGAACUCAAAUCCCGGUACCCCUUCGACCCAAGAGCAACGAGAAGAUGGGGCUUCACCGGGAUGUUUCAAGCCUUUAGGGCUCGAGGACUCCUUCCUCAAGUUCUUGGAAACCUCAGAGACAACAGUUUCUUCUAAACGUAAAAUAAAUGAGAAACCCAAUUCUGAGGUGCCGCACAAAAGACAACAGACUCCCAAACUGAAAUCUGGAAGUAAAAGUCAAAUGACGAACGACAUUAGAGGUUGUGAGAAUCUUAUAGACUUCAGAAACCCUGUAAAGCUAAAUUCUGUGAGUAAUGUAAAAAUUGUUAUGGAUAAAACAUUUUCAGAUGGUGCUGAACUUUUACUUAAGCAGCUACAACAUAUGAGACCCACGGUUAUUAUAAAAAAGAGGAUUUUUAGUGAAUCAUAGCUCAUUUUGUUGUUGUCUUUUUGUUUCCUACCCUGUCUUACUCAGGAUUUGAGACGUUAUGCUGCAGAAUGAUUUGUUUCUUAAUGCAUCAGAUUUCCAACUGUUAACAGUCAUGGUCACAGUUAACAAUGAAAUGGCCUAUUUUGUACCUAAUUGAAAAAAUAUGUCUCUGAUGAUUUUAACUAUGUAUGUUAGUUAUAAUAACCAGGUAAGCAAUAGGGCAUAGAUUUUAGAACCAUGUUUGUAUUUAUGCUUAGUACUGAAUAUGUUUUUUUUCUUUUACUAAAUGGACACCUUUUAAAGAAAACUAUGUUUUUAUAAAUAUCCCUAUGGGAUUUCGAGUCCUGUUUGUAUUUAUUUCAUCCCUUUUCAACACUAGUAGACCUAUCUGUAAUAUUUACAUGUCUUCCACAAAGUGUUCAAUAAAAUGUUACUGGUUCUUUUUUAUAAAA